Trichechus manatus latirostris (Florida manatee) is the source of this 1128-nucleotide messenger RNA. It is a transcript of the gene SPZ1, whose product is annotated as spermatogenic leucine zipper 1. Lineage: Eukaryota; Metazoa; Chordata; Mammalia; Sirenia; Trichechidae. The record is from RefSeq and is a predicted model, not a curated record. The transcript has a single exon. Bases 22 to 1128 code for a protein of 368 amino acids. Gene Ontology annotation, cellular component: nucleus. Gene Ontology annotation, molecular function: DNA-binding transcription factor activity.
AGCCCUGCUAAUUCAGCUGAGAUGGAAGCACCUACCCUCUCUGAAACCUUUAGGCUUGCUCUCGAUCUUCAUCAAGAGUCUUGGGACCCUAGGAUGAUCAUUGCCUUGUUUGAAAUUGGAUCAGUAUCCCUUUUCUUCUGGAGUUCUCUCCUUUCCCUAAGGAAGAAUAGCAAUCAAAUUUCUGAACAACUGACUACACAAAAGUUUGAAGAUGCCUUAAACAAAAUUGAAGGUAUCCUUAAAAAUAUUACAGGUUUCGAAAAAACCACAGAUGCAAAACUAUCUUUUGAGGACACCAAUGUUUCGGAUGAUGUGUCAGAACUGAAAGAAAAAAUCAGACAACUUGACAAAAUAAAUAAAACACUAUUUGAAAAUCUGCUUGCUAGUUUAGACCCAGAGAAAUUCCAGAAUGCAAAGAAACAGGAAAAGAUACUGGAAAACCACAACGGCAAGGACACGGUACAUUUUGCAAGGGAUCUGGUAAAUCAUUCAGAAGAAAAAAGAGCCCUUAAUGAAACUCAGCUAAGCCAAGAAAAAGCAAAAUACGGAUUACUUCAUGCUCGAGAAGAAAAUAUCAAACUUAGGAACAACAUGGAGCAGUUACUACAAAAAGCAGAACACUGGAGUAGACAACAUACUGAGCUCAGCGGACUAAUAAAAUUGUAUCAGAAAUCUCAGCAUGACAUAAAAGAACUUCUUGAAAAUAAUAGAGUCCAUUUCCAAACCCAACCAAAUAACAAGGUGUCAGCUAAUCAUGAGAUGGAGGAACAAGUGAGGAAAUUGGAACAUGACACUUACUCUUUGCAUUUGACUGCAGCUUUAUUGGAGAAUGAGUGCCAAAUCUUACAGCAGAGAGUAGGGAUUCUCAACGAACUCCAUCAUGAGAAAGAGAGAGCUCUGACAGACGAUGAACAGGGCAAGAAAGAACAGAAACCAUCAGAAGCAGGGAAAGUAGGAACUCAUAAGCAGAAAAUGAAAGAAAUGGAGGGUACAUUUCAGAAAAGAGACAACUUUUAUAUAAGGCUGGAUGUUUGUCGUAAUAAGAAAGCUUGCAAUAACUGGUUCAAUUCUCGUAUUGCAAGAAGAGGUCUUGUGGGAAAAAAGAGGUCAGCCAGCAGACCAAGAUAG